Messenger RNA from Thelazia callipaeda (thelaziosis nematode), 639 nucleotides. Lineage: Eukaryota; Metazoa; Nematoda; Chromadorea; Rhabditida; Thelaziidae. The record is from the annotation of a GenBank genome assembly.
AUGUUGCUUAACAUUAUUACAACUAUUUGUCUGUUUUUGAUUUUUACUAUUCACUUGAUCGUUGGUAUCAAUAGCCUUGCAGUACCUGCCGGACUUCGUCCUGCCAAAAAAGUUGGCGAUCCAAAAACGCAAAUUUUGCCUCUAAAUUAUCAAAAAGCUCAACAACAAUCGGAAACACUGAAUUUACUACAGCCAACACCAAAAGUACCUCCAAAUUUAUCACUAAGAUCACGGAUGAUGGCAGCACUAAGUGCUUCAUCCGCGGAAUCAAAUAAUACAGGAAAUAACUUCAAAGCUAAAGCAGAUAAAUCUUCCAAACCACCGAUAAUAUUCUCGAAAAAUCAAAAAAAAGUAUCUUCGGGGAAAACAACUCCACAUUCAUCGCCAAAAGAAAAUGCUCGAGUUGUUGUUGCUCCACCAGCGAAUUUAGGAAAAAAUAAUUAUGGCUUAAAUACAGUACUACAAACAAAUUUGGUUGAUUCACAUGGACGUGUUAUAAAGAAUGUUAAUACAGUACCAAUUAAAGUACCUUCUUCGGCGGAAAUGAAACAUGCAAAAACACGACAUACUGCUCGACAAGUUGAAAGCGAUGCAGAUAAAGUUGUACCUAUCAAAUUUGGAUCUUCUAGUCAACGUUAA